GCAACAGCACGCGGGGCGCCGGCGGCGCGGUCAAGCGGCAGCUGGUGUACGUGUUCACCACGUGGCGCUCGGGCUCGUCCUUCUUCGGGGAGCUCUUUAACCAGAACCCCGAGGUGUUCUUCCUCUACGAGCCCGUGUGGCACGUGUGGCAGAAGCUGUACCCCGGGGACGCCGUGUCCCUGCAGGGGGCGGCGCGCGACAUGCUGAGCGCGCUCUACCGCUGCGACCUCUCGGUCUUCCAGCUGUACAGCCCCGCGGGCAGCGGGGGCCGCAACCUCACCACGCUGGGCAUCUUCGGCGCGGCCACCAACAAGGUGGUGUGCUCGUCGCCGCUCUGCCCCGCCUAUCGCAAGGAGGUGGUGGGGCUGGUGGACGACCGCGUGUGCAAGAAGUGCCCGCCGCAGCGCCUGGCGCGCUUCGAGGAGGAGUGCCGCAAGUACCGCACGCUGGUCAUCAAGGGCGUGCGCGUCUUCGACGUGGCCGUGCUGGCGCCGCUGCUUCGCGACCCGGCCCUGGACCUCAAGGUCAUCCACCUGGUGCGAGACCCUCGCGCCGUGGCCAGCUCGCGGAUCCGCUCCCGCCACGGGCUCAUCCGCGAGAGCCUGCAGGUGGUGCGCAGCCGGGACCCGCGGGCCCAUCGCAUGCCCUUCCUGGAGGCGCCGGGCCACAAGCUGGGCCUCAAGAAGGAGGGCGCGGGCGGCCCGGCGGACUACCACGCGCUGGGCGCCAUGGAGGUCAUCUGCAACAGCAUGGCCAAGACGCUGCAGACGGCCCUGCGGCCCCCCGACUGGCUGCGCGGCCACUACCUGGUGGUGCGGUACGAGGACCUGGUGGGGGACCCCGUGAAGACGCUGCGGAGGGUGUACGACUUCGUGGGGCUGCUGGUGAGCCCCGACAUGGAGCAGUUUGCCUUGAACAUGACCAGCGGCUCGGGCUCCUCCUCCAAGCCUUUCGUGGUGUCUGCGCGAAACGCCACGCAGGCCGCGAACGCUUGGCGGACGGCCCUGACCUUCCAGCAGAUCAAGCAGGUGGAGGAGUUCUGCGCCCAGCCCAUGGCCGUGCUGGGCUACGAGAGGGUGAACAGCCCGCAGGAGGUCAGGGACCUCAGCAAGCCCCUGCUCCGCAAGCCCCGGCUCUGAGGCCCGGCUGGGCCCGACCCAGGGAGCCGCGGACUCCGCCAGGGGUCCGCUGUAAAUACCGCUCAGGCACUUGCUGUCGUGUCCUGAGCCAUUGCAUUUCAAGGGACAGUCGCAAUACACACACUUCUCAGAAAAGGCGAGACUUGAAAGCUCCGACCAGCUGCCUUCCCGGCUCUCCCUGCCUUUCUCCUUCCCCUGUCUCCCAUGUCUCACCUUCUCUCCUACCUGCCCUUCAUUUCGAAGCGGGGUACUGAUGAAAUCAAGAUCCAGUAACCCAAAUCUUGUUUACAAAGUUUUUGUGGUAUCUGUGAACAUGUAAUAGAGUAAUUUGGAGGGGGGUAAAGUAAGGAGCAGAAAGCCCCACUGGGCAUAUAAACAAGGAGGCAUUCUUUUAAAGUAGACUUUUCUGUAAAAGCAAAGGUUAUAUGUGAGUAUUAAUAAAGAAGAUAAUCAGUAAUA
This is a messenger RNA of Miniopterus natalensis, 1598 nucleotides long. RefSeq names its product carbohydrate sulfotransferase 2 (gene CHST2). Gene Ontology annotation, biological process: N-acetylglucosamine metabolic process; carbohydrate metabolic process; sulfur compound metabolic process. Gene Ontology annotation, molecular function: N-acetylglucosamine 6-O-sulfotransferase activity. Gene Ontology annotation, cellular component: Golgi membrane. The record is from RefSeq and is a predicted model, not a curated record. NCBI's taxonomy places the organism in Eukaryota, Metazoa, Chordata, Mammalia, Chiroptera, Miniopteridae.